AACCAUUUUUAUCAUCAGUGCCUGCAAACUUCCUUUCCAUUCUCAGUUCCAGGACCUUCAGCUGUGAGACCUACCAAGUUGUGGUACAAGCAUUUAGCUCACAAGAACCGGCCAUGCAAGAUAAGCAAAAAUUGUCCGUCAUCAGUAAUUUAAUCAAGCCCUUCCUCAAAGGUCAGUCCUGUGUGCUGCCCGGGAGCAACGACUCAGACUGGCUGGUGAAGAAUUUUGGCCAAUUCAGGAGUUCUGCUUCAUUUUCUGACUUCAUCAGCCUGAAGAGUGACUUCAAUGGAGUAAAUGCAGCAAAGGUUCUAACUUCAUCCCAGUUGGCAGAACUUUGCUCCGACCCCACUCGACUUACUGGUCCCCAGGAUGUAAACACUGUGAUGGCGGCUGUCAACCUGAACCAAUUCACCUCCUUCUUUGACAGCCUCACUUCCAGCAUCCAGCGGAAUGCCUCGCUGUACUCCACUGUGGUGAAGGAAGCUUUCCUCCAGGCGGCUCUGGUGAGAGGUGGACUGUCCUCUGCAGCAGUUGCUGAUUCAGAAGUGCUGCAGUGGGUGACCGUUCGGCUCAGGCCGCUCCUCUCCAGCCUCUCCUCUGCAGAUGUAACACCAUACUUCAGCAUCAUCAGAGGCAGGAGCUGCAACACCAGACAGACAGCAGUGAGCAGUUUGGACUCUGUGAGAUCGUCUUUCAACAGCGACACACAGACCCAAAUCUACAGCAACAUCCAGCAGCUCCUCACUGGGCUGAAUGGUUUGGACUGCUACAGUGGCGGGAGCUUCUAUGCCUUCCUCAAGAACUCCUUCCUCAGUUUUGGGUUUCCUGACCUGAGUACCUUUUUGUCCCUCAUCCCAGCCAGCCGACAGCAAGAGCUGUUGGGCUCCAUCUCUCCAGCAGAACUGAGCGUGUUUCUGAAUGGGCCGAACACAGUCAGGAACGGGUCAGACCUCUGCACGCUCCUCAACAACUACAACAGCACCAACCAGUACCUGCAGACGCAGCCAGUUGUAUCUGCAGCUGUGGGCAGACAGACGUUGGGGUGCGUUUGGUCUCGUGCUCUCAGCGCGUCUCAGGAUGAGGUGGAUCAGUGGUUUAAUGUCAGACUGGCUCAGUACCUGCCCCUCCUCAGCUCUCAGCUCAUCAGCCCCACCCAGCUCAGUGGCGCCUCCUGCCUGUCAUACAGGAAACUGGUUUCAGUCCUGGGGAACAGCUAUAAUUACUCAGCCACGGAUUUCACUCCAGCUGUUGUGUACAGCUCUAUGAAGGCUUAUCUGAACAGCAGUGAUGGCUCUCCACGCUGCUAUAACUCCUCCAAUCCUCUUCUGAACUCCACUGCCUGGUUUGCCAACAACAUUGGAUUCUUCAUCACCUUCAUCUCCCUCACUGAUCUCCAGUCCUUUGUAUCAGACAGCCAGAUCGGUGUGUUCCUGGAAAACUCACAGAAUAUUCAGCUGUUUAACAACUCAGGGAUUUCAUCCAAUGUCACCACAUACUACGGCACGCAGCUAUAUAUGAAGAAUCCAAAAUACAACCCCCUCAGUUUGCCAGGUGUCCUCCUGUGUGGAGCUCCUGGCUCUGCAUUUGUGUCUCUGACAACUGCAGACAGCCAGAGCAUCCUGGACAGCCUCAAGAAAUCCUGCCAACAAAUUAGUCCAGAGGCUACUGCGGCUCUUGUGGCAAACUUCCCCACUUUGUCCUCGGAUACCAUCAAGUCACUUGGCAACCAGAGCAUUGGUCUGUCAGAGGGACAGAUCAGCAAUGCUAAACCCGAUAUCAUUAACAAUACUCUGCCAGUACUGAGCGUCAUCACAGGCUGGAACCAGGGUCAGGUCAACAGCAUCAUCCAGAGCAUCACUAACGCUGGCUUCAGUAUCAACAGUGGCUCCGCCCUGGUGAUACUGGGUACGCUCAUUGGAGGUGUUCCCUCAGCAGCCAUCUCUAAAAUUCCAUCCACUGAGCUUCUCACCGUUUCCCAGAAUCCAACAUUCAUCACCAACAUUCUGACAGCCCCAGUGAUCUUUCAAGAAACAUACGUACUGAAGAUUGUCACUAUAGAUCAGACUAAAGUGGUGGAGAAUGUCCCAGAUGCUUUGGCAGGGUUUAUCCCACCAGUGCUGCUGUCGUCUCCCACCUCUGUUAAUAUUACACUCAUUAACAAGAAGAGCUGGAGACCAGAACAGGCGGUGGUGUUGUUCAGCUCAGUGGCCAGCGCCAGUGACAACACAGAAGAGCUGUCUGAAUCAAUACUGCAGGGAUUCACCUGCAGUGCAGUUCAGAAUCUACCACGCUCAAAAGUCACACAGCUGGUGAGAGCCUGCAGAGCACGUGCUGGCAGGAACAAGGUCGUCCUGAAAGAGCCUCAGCUGACCUGUAUGUACAACUACGUGAAAGAUGGAUCAAAUCUGACCUUCACUGACCUUCCUGCUGACAUGCUUCUGUACUACAACCUUCAGACACUGACGAAGGUGAACUGCGGGUCGUAUUUCAAAGCUCUGGGUGGAGCGGAUUUCUCGGUUCUCUCCAGCGUCCUCAACAGACAGUCUGCCUUGUUCACGAAAGCAAAGGACUGCCUGGGUAUAUCUGGUGUGAGUCUGAACAGGACUCAGGUGGAGAUUCUGGGUAAUAUGGCCUGCACACUGGACCCCACCUACAUCCAGAACUCUGACCCACUCAUCCUGGAGAAACUGAAGAACUGUGGAGAUCUUUCUGUCUCUCAGGUCACCGCAAUACAGACACUGCUCUUCUCUGGCAACACUUCUUAUGGUAAUCCCUCAAAAUGGACACAGCAGACUCUGGACCAGCUGGGCAUCUUGCCCCUCUACCUCGACCAAAGCUUCUGGGGCAAAUUUAGCUCUACGACAACAACAACCUUCCUGAGGUCAUUCUUUCCAUCCCUGAGGAAACAGAAAGUCCAGAAAUGGAAACUCAGGACAUUGUUUACAGCAGCCAACAGUUUUACAGCAAAAAGCAUUAACACCAAAGCCAGAGCGCUCACAAGAGCAGCAUGCACAACAGGCAACAUCACAGAGGCAACAAUUGCAGAUCCCUCAUUCCCUCUUGGCUACGACUCCACCCAGUUUGAUGCAUGUUUGGACAACACAUUCCUGAAGGACAACAUAGCAGCCAUCACUGAGAAAGUCAUAGACUCCAGCUUCCUGACAAUCAUUCUGAGCAAAUUAAACCAGUUGUUCCCAUCAGGCCUUUCUGACAGUGUGGUGCAGAUUCUGAAUGCUAUGUCUCGUGUGGCCACUGUUAGUGACAUCAGCAAGUGGAACAUCACCACAACUGACACACUGUCCUCUCUGAUGAAUGUGAUUAAUGGAGACUGGACCUCAGACCAGAGUAAAGCGAUCAUCAUGAAGUAUCUGAGCGUGGCUGUUAACACUCUGGGAACUGCUGAGAUAAACGCAAUCGGCUCCAACCUCUGUUCUUUGGAUUCCAGUGUCCUCAAAUCCAUCACUGCUCAAAGCCUGAAGUCAGUGAACCCUGUGAAUGUAUCCUCAUGUUCCAUUGAUCAGAAAUCAGCUCUGUACAGCAUCGCCAACUCCUCGUUCAGCACUCAACGCAGCGACCCAACAGUGUUCUACCAACUCAUCAGCUCUUACCUGGGUGGAGCUCCUGUGGAGGACAUAAUUGCUCUUUCUGCUCUGAACGUCAGCAUGGACAUCACCACCUUCUUGAAUCUGAACCCAGAUGUGAUCAAGGCCCUGAAUGUAAACACAGUUAUCAGCCUGAUGGGACAGAACAAGGCUGACCUGAAACUGUUUGAGAACACCACAACGGUCAGGAUGUGGGCGGCUCAGCAGUACAAUUCUGAGUUGGCUGUACUCGGACUUUCAGGAGGCAAAGCGGACCCCGUCAGCUCUACGGCUGCACCCGCCACUACGUUCACAACAGUAUUAACUAGCAUCACCAUCACACAGACCAACCAGACCGUCAACACAACGGGUUCAGCUGUUGUCCAUCAUGGUUCAGGACUGUGGCUCAUCUCUCUGUGUGUAGGACUUCUGACCAUCACACUGCACACACUAUGAUAACCAUCAGCCCAAAUAACCCUCACACACUUCUAAUGCACUGCACUCUAAUUUAACUCACUAUACAGUUUCACUUUAAAACACUUAAUAUUUGUUUCACUUGUUUAUAAUUAUACAGAAAAAUCAA
Messenger RNA from Pygocentrus nattereri (red-bellied piranha), 4164 nucleotides. RefSeq lists its product as uncharacterized. The transcript has 30 exons. The record is from RefSeq and is a predicted model, not a curated record. Bases 114 to 4037 code for a protein of 1307 amino acids. Gene Ontology annotation, biological process: cell-matrix adhesion. NCBI's taxonomy places the organism in Eukaryota, Metazoa, Chordata, Actinopteri, Characiformes, Serrasalmidae. Gene Ontology annotation, cellular component: cell surface.